This is a messenger RNA of Mesocricetus auratus (golden hamster), 3881 nucleotides long. RefSeq names its product transmembrane protein 200A (gene Tmem200a). NCBI's taxonomy places the organism in Eukaryota, Metazoa, Chordata, Mammalia, Rodentia, Cricetidae. The record is from RefSeq and is a predicted model, not a curated record. The transcript is spliced from 2 exons. Bases 783 to 2258 code for a protein of 491 amino acids.
GCGCUAGGACUCCACGCGUGCGAUGGCCACGGCCGCGUCCCCCAGAUGCGCGAGUCAGGGAGCCGGCACCCCGGCCUGACUCAUCCUUCUCCCGCGGUGACCGCGCGGCGUCCUCAGCCUGAGCCCCGCGGGGAUGGGGAGUGAGACCGAGGCUGUCCGCUGUUGCCCGGAUUCCGCCUGACGCCCCCGACCCCGCCGCCUCCCACGCUGGUCCCGGGAGGCGCACGCCGUCGCAACAGCUGCGGGAGCGAAGAACCCCGAGAGGCCACCGAAGCCCCGAGACACGGCGCUCAGGACAGGUGAGGGGAUCACCAGGGCGCCGAGGGACUUGCAGAGGUGGGUGGGCGAACCCCGCAGCGGUAUUCCCGGCUUCUGAAGCCUCCUCUCCUCCCUUCCGCUUUAGCCUGCAGAGUUAGGGGAAACGCUGACUCCCAAAGUUUGGGGAAUGAACCAAGUCCGCCAUCAGUUCCAGACUUCUUGGUCGCUAGAGCACAGGAGAGGUGGUGCGGGCAGCCUAGGAGCGCCUGGCUCCGUGUGUCUUCUUCGAGCUACACCCUCCUUUGUCUAGGUUCCAGAGUCAGCAUUCUUUGUGAGCAUGUCUAUGGCGUUAAUCUACGGUAGAACAAAGUGUGGGCAGGGGUUCUUAGAACAGUAUUUCGGUGUGUGGUCUUGCCUACAUAAGAAAAACGAAGAGCAGAAGCAGUUAUCCCUGGGAUUCAGCAAGACUCCUCCCCAGAGUCUGCCUUAAGUGAAAGGACUCUCCAAGAGCACAAGAGGAAGCUAUGAUUGCCACUGGGGGAGUUAUCACUGGUCUAGCAGCCCUGAAGCGGCAGGACUCGGCCAGGUCCCAGCAACAUGUCAACCUCAGCCCAACGCCUGCUGCUCAGGACCAGAAGCCAGUCCGAAGGCGCCCGCGUGCUGAUGUUGUGGUGGUUCGUGGGAAAAUCCGGCUUUAUUCUCCAUCUGGGUUUUUCCUCAUUCUGGGAGUGCUGGUGUCCAUCAUAGGGAUCGCCAUGGCAGUGCUUGGAUACUGGCCCCAGAAGGAGCAUUUCAUUGACGCAGAGACCACCCUGUCCACCAAUGAGACACAGGUGGUUCGGAACCAGGGCGGCGUGGUGGUGCGCUUCUUUGAGCAGCAUCUGCACUCUGACAAGAUGAAGAUGCUUGGCCCAUUCACUAUGGGCAUCGGCAUCUUCAUUUUCAUCUGUGCCAACGCCAUCCUUCAUGAGAACCGCGACAAAGAAACCAAAAUCAUCCACAUGAGGGAUAUCUACUCCACGGUCAUCGACAUCCACACACUGAGACUCAAGGAGCAGAAGCAGAUGAAUGGCUUGUAUGCGGGCUUGCUGGGAGAUGCGGAGGUGAAGCAGAAUGGCAGUCCCUGCGCAUCCAGACUGGCCGCCACCACCUUGGCGUCUUUCUCAGGGAUGCGCAACAGCUUCCGUGUGGACAGCUCGGUGGAGGAGGAUGAGCUGAUGCUGAGUGAAAGUAAGAGCCUGGGGCAUCUCAUGCCCCCUUUGCUAUCUGACAGCGCAGUCUCUGUCUUUGGCCUUUAUCCACCUCCAUCCAAGACCACCGAUGACAAGACCAGCAGUUCCAAGAAGUGUGACACCAAAUCGAUCGUGUCGUCAUCCAUCAGUGCUUUCACACUGCCUGUGAUCAAACUUAAUAACUGUGUCAUUGAUGAGCCCAGCAUAGACAGCAUCACCGAGGUCGCAGACAACCUCAAAAGCAGGUCCAGGAAUCUUUCGAUGGAUUCACUUAUGGUCCCACUGCCCAGCUCUAGUGAGUCCUUCCAGCCCUCCAGCACAUUACUCCCAAGGAACAAUUCGGUUGGUGAAUCCCUAUCAAGUCAAUACAAGUCUUCUGUGGCCCUGGGACCCGGGACUGGGCAGCUGUUGUCUCCUGGAGCUGCCAGAAGACAGUUUGGAUCCAAUACAUCCUUACAUUUCCUCUCCUCUCACUCCAAAUCCCUAGACUUAGAGCGGGGUCCCUCCACGCUCACAGUGCAGGCAGAACAAAGGAAACACCCGAGUUGGCCUCGGCUGGAUCGAAGUAACAGCAAAGGGUAUAUGAAACUGGAGAACAAAGAGGACCCCAUGGAUCGGUUGCUGGUUCCUCAAACAGCGAUCAAAAAAGACUUCACUAAUAAAGAGAAACUUCUUAUGAUAUCAAGAUCCCAUAACAACUUGAGCUUUGAACACGAUGAGUUUUUGAGUAACAACUUGAAGCGGGGAACUUCUGAAACCAGGUUUUAGUGUUUAAAAAUAGAUGUUUUUCGAAGGAGAUAUAUAUAGAUAUACUAUUUUCACCAGUGUUUUCCUUCCUAAAACAUUGGUUUUAAGCCUUUUAAAUCAAAUGGUAGUGUGUUAGAAAUGGUUGGUUUAUUCUGUAAUGAAGACGGCUGUAUGUAUGGAUUCCUUUACCUGCGGUACUGUAGGUUACCAUGGGGGAUUUUGUUUUCUCGCUCUUUGAAAGCAUGGUUUCUUUUGUUGACGUGAAGACAAAAUACCUGCAUUCAUAUUAAGAACUUGGCUUUCCUUUUAAAUCCUAUUGCGAUUAUCAUCUCCAUGGAAUGAAGUGGCCAGUGCAGAAAGUGUAGAGUACCAAAGUGUGGGCAAGAAGUGUUCAGUUCAGGUCCAAUACUCAACAGAUGCAUUUGUAAAUGAGGGUGAGUGCAAUCUUAAGAUGGAUUUUUUCUGAAUUAUUGUUUUAUAUGGGAUUGCUUGUGUCACUCAAAAAGAGAACCAAUUUCUGUUACAUCUGCUGUAAAUCUUACUCUUAGCUCUUUGUAGGCAGUAGCUCCUUUUCAAUACCAGUUCUGAUGGGAUGAUAUUUUAAUAAAAGAAACGAUGGCUGAGAAGGUCAUGGUUUGGGGAUAGAUAUCAAAAAGCUGUUAGCCUCAGAAGCAAAACUUCUCCACAAACUGAUUUGAAAAUUGUGUGAACCAAUGGAGUAUGUAGAAUUUCUGUGUUGACACAUGCAAAGAAAAUGCUGCCUAAGGGAUGGAGAUAAUAUUUGCUAGUAUCUAACUUUUUCUAGCCAUCUGCUAUUGUCUAUAGUCCAGUAUCCACUCAUUCCCAUAUCCUUAUUUCCCUCCAAUAUUUUUUUAUUAUUUGAAAAAUAGUCAGCUAACUGUGGCAUUCCUUUAUAUUUCCACAUACCACUAGGUUGGUUGUUAAAGAACCUAAUAAACUGCCUUGUAAUUUAGUUUGUGAUAGAAAACCUCCUGCUCAUUCCAAAGACCUUCCAAUGAUUGAAGAAAUUUUUAGGGUUGUGGUUCUCAACGAUAUUAAAUGGUCAAAUUUACUGAAUAUAUUAAAUACUUCAGUAUUUAGUAAUACUGGGUGUUUCCAUCAUACGUUUUUCAUGUUUUCCAUGGAAGUAAGAUGGUUUUCAGAAUUGUUUGCUGGGGUCCUAGAAGGGCGACUCAGCAGUUAAGAACAUUUGCUGCUCUUAAAGAGAACCCUGAUCCUAUGCCUAGCAUCCACAUGGGUGGCUCACGAUCAUUGCAACUCCAGUUUCAGGGGAUCUAACACUCUCCUCUGGCCUCCGUGGGCACCAGGCAUGCAUAUGGCAUACAUGUAUACAUGCAGGCAUUUAUACAUAUAAAAAUAUCUUUUGAAAAAUGUCAAAUGGAAUACUCAGGAAAUUUUACUGGUUUUCCCCAAAGCAUAAACAUCUCUGAAUAUUGCCAUUGCUAGGAAGAGCAGAAAGAGUACAUCGGUAAGAGUGACUGCCCAAAAUCCCACCCUGUGUUUACAGAGAUAACUUCUUUCUUGAAAGGUACUCUGCUUCGUAGAACCUCAAGCCUGUGUGUUACAAUAUAAUAAGCUCAAUAUUUUACUAUAAAAACAUUUAAUAAACUGCUGUUAUUCAUA